Messenger RNA from Akanthomyces muscarius, 852 nucleotides. RefSeq lists its product as uncharacterized. The coding region runs from base 1 to 852 and encodes 283 amino acids. Gene Ontology annotation, cellular component: membrane; oligosaccharyltransferase complex. Lineage: Eukaryota; Fungi; Ascomycota; Sordariomycetes; Hypocreales; Cordycipitaceae. Gene Ontology annotation, biological process: protein N-linked glycosylation. The record is from RefSeq and is a predicted model, not a curated record. The transcript is spliced from 4 exons.
AUGCGCUUCUCACUCGCCACGUCGCUAUUGGCGCUUUCCAGCGCUGCCUCUGCCGCUACGCAAUGGGGCUUCACCGACGGUUCCGUGACGGUCGCUGCCAAGGGCGGCGGCGAGGGGGUAACUGAAAAGUUUACCUCUGCCGUCCGAGUCAAGACCGAAGUCGAGCUGGGCCACGUUGGCACCCUGAAAGUGUCCCUGACGGCCGAGGAGGCAGGCAAAGCCAAGCGCCCGCACCAGGCCUUCCUCGUCCUCAGAGAGACUGCCUCUGGGCUGGAAGCUCCGUUCCCUCUGACGAUUAAGGAGUCGGGCAAGGGAUCUGUGAAGCUGACCCAAAAGGAUCUCCCCGUUCAGCUCCUCAACUCGGCCACUCCUAUCGAGGCCAAGAUUGUCCUGGGCUCCUUCGGCUCUUCCAAGGCUAUUGUGGCAUCCGUGUUUGACAUUAACGUCGUGCGCGACCCCAACAGCGCCAACACGUACGAGGCGCCUCUGCGCUACGGCAAGCGCCCCGAAAUUCACCACAUCUUCCGCGCCGACCCCAAGAACCCGCCCAAGAUCAUUUCUCUUGCCUUUGCGGGCGCUGUGCUGGCCGCCAUCCCGGUACUGUUCAUCAGCUGGCUUGCUCUUGGAGCCAACCUCAGCCACGCGGGCAAGGCCCUUGGCGCGGCGCCCAUCUCGCACGCCGUGUUCUACGGCUCCAUCCUGGCGAUGGAGGGCGUCUUCUUCCUGUACUACAGCACCUGGAACCUUUUCCAGACCCUCCCGGCCAUUGCCAUCGUAGGCGUUGUUGCGUUCCUGAGCGGCAACAGCGCCCUGGGUGAGGUGCAGCGCCGCCGUCUAGCAGGCGAGAGAUAG